AUGGCCACCACUGAUAUUGCGACGAUGUGUGGGAAUUUGACACUAGCGGACGUGGAUGAUGAAGAGGUCUCAGUACAGUUGCCCAUUGCAUCAGUUAAUCUGGAAAAUGAGGAGGAAGUAUUCUACGUCGUCGGCCGCUUGGUUACGAACAAGCCGGUACGACUGCCUUUCUUCCAUGACACUAUGGCGGACGUCUGGAGUCCGGUGAUGGGGGUCAAUGUGAAGGAGUUGAGUCCACGAAGGUAUUUGUUCCGGUUCUAUCUCGAGAGGGAUAUCGACCGGGUCAUUGCUGAGGGCCCCUAUUCGUAUGACCAGUGCUUACUGAUUCUAAGGAGGGUUCCAGCUGGCCAGGACCCCGAGUUAGUACCCCUCAUGCAUGCGGAGUUCUGGGUACAGAUCCAUGCGCUCUCGGGUGGAUUCCAAUCCGAGGCGAUCGUCAGGGCAAUCGGAUCAUUCAUGGGCACUUUCAUUAGGGCAGAUGAACGGAAUUUCGAUGGCGCAAUGAGGUCUUUCUUUUGCGUCCGAGUGGCAAUCGAUGUAGCCAAGCCCUUGAAGAAGCAGAUGAAGUUGAAGAUGGAUAAUGGAGGUUGGGCGAUCAUUGACUUUAAGUAUGAGCGCAUCCAACGUUCUGCUUCCUAUGUGGAAUCAUUGGUCACUAGGAACGAAGUGGAAAGCGUCCGUUGUGGAUUCGUUGGCUCUCCGGAGAAGGUGGCUACUGAUGGUCUUAGGGUCCCUGAGGUGGUGGUUUCCGAUCCCAAGCAAAGACGGACAGAAGGGGUUGGUGUGGUAGGGAUGGACUGUGAGGCAUCAGGGUCAAAAAACUUACCAGAGGCAGGACUUGCAGCGCAGUCCCGUCAAGGAUUAUGA
Ipomoea nil (Japanese morning glory) is the source of this 867-nucleotide messenger RNA. RefSeq lists its product as uncharacterized. The transcript has 2 exons. NCBI's taxonomy places the organism in Eukaryota, Viridiplantae, Streptophyta, Magnoliopsida, Solanales, Convolvulaceae. The record is from RefSeq and is a predicted model, not a curated record. Bases 1 to 867 code for a protein of 288 amino acids.